AUGACUCCAGCUUUGUUGAGAGUUAGAGCACCAUAUUUUGUUAGAAAUAUGAUUAGUUUGUUCGUGGUUUCUUCGAUCCCAAUAGGUGUUUAUUGGUACACAUUUAAUGUUUUGAGUAAAGAUGAAUUUAGUGAUAUUCCAAUUCCUCCAAUUGCUGAUGAUGAAUUAGCUAAGUUGAAGAAAGAAUAUGAAGACAAGAAAAAUUCGUCUUGA
Molecule: messenger RNA, 213 nt
Organism: Debaryomyces fabryi
Lineage: Eukaryota; Fungi; Ascomycota; Pichiomycetes; Serinales; Debaryomycetaceae
Exons: 1
Coding region: 1-213 (70 amino acids)
Biological process (GO): mitochondrial respiratory chain complex IV assembly
Cellular component (GO): mitochondrial inner membrane
Source: RefSeq, a predicted model, not a curated record